AUGGCCACCCCUUUCCCUUCCCCAGAGGCCGCGCCCGCUAACGGCGCUUCCUCCGCCUCCCCUGUCACUCCCGGUUCCGCCGCCAGUGACAACAUCGCCACCGUCAUUGCUGCUGCUCUGUCCGCUUUACCUACGACUCCCGGCCCCGCCAACACCGACGCCUCUGGCGUUCUCCACGAGUGCUGUGGCAAGGGAUGCACCGUCCGGCUGUGCGAGGGCUGCGCCAGGGGCAAUAUUUGGCAUACCCAGCACCGCACACAUUUCAUCGAUGCCAAAAAAUGUGACUGGCAGAUCAGAAAGCCCUCGCCGAAGCCGAGGACCUCUCUGCGCGCUAGACAGGUCCGACGUCGUGUGGGAAGGGGAACCCCGCCUGCCUCCCGGAAGCGUGUACGUUUUGUUGGUCUGGAGGACGACGAUGAGGCUGAGAAGGGCAACCGUCCCGCGAAGCGGCCUCAGGCUGAGCCUCCUCGACAACUGGCUCCCAAGCCUGUCGCCCAAAUGGGCCAAGUCUACGAGCCGUUGAGCACUGGUCGCACCCCGUUGCCGAGCAUGCAUCCUCCUCGAUGUACCGCCGGGCCCUCUCUGUUGCGCAAUUCAGACUCUUACACGCGUGGGGCAGGUCCACAGGUGAAUUGA
Messenger RNA from Podospora bellae-mahoneyi, 636 nucleotides. RefSeq lists its product as uncharacterized. The transcript is spliced from 2 exons. Lineage: Eukaryota; Fungi; Ascomycota; Sordariomycetes; Sordariales; Podosporaceae. The record is from RefSeq and is a predicted model, not a curated record. The coding region runs from base 1 to 636 and encodes 211 amino acids.